AUGCAAUGCGAGAAUCCAUUAUAUCCUCUACUGGAAUUAAGAAACAGAGCAAGAGAGAUUUGUUGUUCGAAUAAUUCAACGAUCGGCCUCAUGUACUCUCCAAAAGAAAGCAAGCGAGCAAGAGGGUUUGACAUAUAUUUACAGGAUGUUGUGGACCAUCGAGAUAUUGAAGAGUUGGGAGUAGCUGAAGGAGGUGAUUCCGACGAAGGGGAUAGCGGAAGAUUGACUUCAUGCGAGUUUCUGAUUCUGUGUUGUUCUCUACCUUCAUCUCAACUAGAUUAUGAUGAGAAGGCAGAAGAUGCUGUUGAUUAUGAAGAUAUCGACGAGCAGUAUGAAGGACCAGAAGUCCAAGCUGUUACAGAGGAGGACUAUCUGCGGAAAAGUUAUCUUUCCAAAGAAGUUGCAGCAUCUACUUUGGAGAAUGCAGCUUCUAUCUAUGAUGAUGAAAAUUACGAUGAAGAAGAAGACGAAGACGAAGACAAAGAUGAAAAGCAACACAAGGAGGUGGAAAAUAGUGAUGUACAUCAACCUUUUCAUUCUCCAGGUGAGCAAAUUAGUGGUCAUGAAGUGCUAUUACUAGAGAAAGAAAUCCAAGAAGACAUUCUUUUUAGAGAUGUACUAGACUCUGAAAAUUUGGAUGCUGAAGUGGUGGACGCCGGGGAGGAGGAACAGAAUGCUCCAGAAGAGCCAGCUGGUGAUGGCUGUUCAGCACCACUUCCUAUACUUUGUGUGGAGGAUGGGAUGGCGAUCUUAAAGUUUUCUGAAAUUUUCGGCAUUCAUGAGCCCCUAAAGAAAGCAGUGAAAAGGGAUCGCCCGUUCAUUACUCCCAAAGAGAGGCACAAACCCUUGGAUGCCUGCUGUAUGGUUGAAGAAGAUGAAGAAAACUUCUUGAAGGAGUGUUGGCCAAAAUUUUCUGGGAUGAGGGAAUCAUACGUGACUAAAAGUGAAAUUGCCAUGAUGGAUGAUGUACUGGAGUCAGAAAACUUUUUAACUGUUCAGGGAAAUGGAAAGAUUGCCUCAAUGGUCGAUGAUCAUAGGAAAGAUUCUUGUUUUAGUGCUGAACCAAUGAAAAAGUGUUCUUCUGUAAAUACUUUUACUGAAUGGAGUCCACCUCCUUUACCCGAACUGUACCUACUUGAACAUCAAGAUUGGGAAGACAAGAUUAUCUGGAAUAACUCGCCAUCUUCGAAUGAUGUUGGUGAGGGUUGUGAGCUUUCUGGACCUGAUUCUGAAUCGUUGGCCUAUAGGGAAAGGGAUUUUGAGGCUGAGGCACAAGCUAUCACGCCGGAAACUCAAAGUGAUCUUUAUGAAAAGGAUCAUGGUUCUUUCCUGCGUAGUCGUUCUGUUUCAGUGGAACCAUUUGGCUCAGAAAAAAUUUCUGGACGUGCAAAUCUUUCCUUUCUGGGAGGUAGAUAUCAUCCUCAACUUUUAAGGUUAGAGUCUCGUGCAGACAUGGAUGACCCGAACACAGAUUUUGGAGACGAUGAUGCUUCCAAAGCAAAACUCUGCAAUGAUACCAUGAAGCGUUUUAGCAACCUCACAUUACAGAAUAGGGAUAUAGUGGGAGAAACAUGGUUAGAUAAUAUUGUAUGGGAACCACAUCAAUCCAUUGCAAGGCCAAAGCUAAUUCUUGAUCUCCAAGAUGAUCAGAUGCUUUUCGAACUUUUGGACAAUAAGAGUGCGAAGGACCUUUGGCUUCACGCAGGCGCUAUGGUCAAAGCUCGUUCUGUAAUUCCCAGCAAUGGGGAUUCACUCGAGGUACAUGGUCAUCGAGGCAUAUCAGCUGGCCAGUUCAAUAUUGCUAAUGACAAAUUUUAUCCAAAUAGAAUAUCUUCUCAGCAGCGGGGCUCACAUUCCAAAAAAAGAACCGAUCAUAAAAAUUUGCAUUCUGUACCAGCACUUAAACUACAGACUAUGAAAGUGAAGCUAAGCAACAAGGAUAUUGCUAAUUUUCACCGCCCGAAAGCUUUAUGGUAUCCUCAUGAUAUUGAGGUGGCUCUCAAGGAACAAGAAAAGCUACCUACACAGGGACCAAUGAAAGUUAUACUGAAGAGUUUGGGAGGCAAAGGAAGUAAACUUCAUGUUGAUGCUGAAGAAACCAUUUUGUCAGUUAAGGCUAAAGCAUCAAAAAAGCUAGAUUUUAAACUAUCUGAGCCAGUGAAAAUAUAUUUUUCGGGAAUGGAGCUUGAAGAUCACAAAUCUCUUGCAGAACAAAAUGUUCGUCCAAACUCCGUGUUGCAUCUUAUUCGUACAAAAGUACAUCUACUGCCCAGAGCGCAAAAGCUUCCUGGUCAGAACAAGUCUCUUCGUCCUCCUGGGGCAUUUAAGAAGAAAUCUGAUCUUUCAGUGAAAGAUGGCCAUGUUUUCUUAAUGGAAUACUGCGAGGAAAGACCUUUACUCCUGGGGAAUGCUGGAAUGGGUGCAAAACUUUGUACGUACUAUCAGAAAUCUGCCCCUGGUGAUCAAGUGGGCAGUAUGCUUCGUAAUGAAAAUCAAAGUUUGGGGAGUAUCCGCAUACUUAAUCCUGCUGAUAAAUCUCCUUUCCUUGGAGAUAUAAAACCUGGUUGCAGCCAGUCAUGCCUUGAAACUAACAUGUACAGGUCACCCAUAUUUCAGCAUAAAGUGUCAUCUACAGAUUAUUUACUGGUACGGUCUGCAAAAGGCAAGCUUUCCAUAAGGCGUAUUGACAGGAUUGAUGUUGUUGGACAACAGGAGCCUCACAUGGAAGUAAUAUCGCCUGCAAAAGGUACUGUGCAGUCAUAUAAUGGGAAGAGGCUACUGGUUUACAUGUAUAGAGAGUUCUAUGCUGCGGAAAAGCGUGGUUUGCAUCCUUCCAUACGUGCAGAUGAGUUGUCUGCUCUAUUUCCUAGCUUCUCUGAAGCUGUUGUUCGGAAGCAACUGAAAAAUAUUGCUGAUUUACAGAGGGGACCCAAUGGACAACUUCUUUGGGUUAUGAGGCGCAAUUCCCGCAUCCCCUCCGAGGAAGAAUUGAGGAGGAUGGUGACACCUGAAGAUGUGUGUGCCUAUGAGAGCAUGCUGGCUGGCCAAUACAGGCUUAGGCGGUUAGGAAUCACUAGGCUGACUCAUCCUGCAGGCCUUUCGUCUGCAAUGAAUCAACUGCCAGAUGAAGCAAUUGCUUUAGCUGCUGCAUCACACAUUGAAAGAGAAUUGCAGAUAACACCAUGGAAUUUGAGCAGCAAUUUUGUGGCCUGUACGAAAGAGGAUGAAGAAAAGAUUGAGCGUCUAGAGAUUACUGGUGUUGGUGACCCUUCUGGACGGGGUCUAGGUUUCAGUUAUGUUCGUGUAACUCCUAAGGCCCCAAUUUCAAAUGCAAUGGUGAAGAAGAAAGCAGUUGUUGGCAAAGGAUCAACAGUAACUGGAACAGAUGCUGAUCUGCGUAGAUUGAGCAUGGAAGCUGCAAGAGAGCUUCUCCUUAAAUUCAAAGUUCCGGAAGAGCAGAUUGCCAAACUAACUCGUUGGCAUAGGAUUGCUUUGAUACGCAAGCUUUCAAGUGAGCAAGCUGCAUCCGGUGUUCAGGUUGAUCCAACAACAACAAGCAAGUUUGCUCGAGGACAGCGCAUGUCUUUCUUGCAGCUUCAGCAGCAGACACGAGAAAAAUGUCAGGAAAUUUGGGAUCGGCAAGUUCAAAGUCUUUCUACUGCUGACACUGAAGAAAAUGAGAGUGAAUCGGAGGCAAACAGUGACUUGGAUUCUUUUGCCGGAGAUUUGGAAAAUCUUCUAGAUGCUGAAGAGGGCGAAGAAGGUAAUAAUGAGUCUAAUCAUGAUGGUGCAGAUGGUGUCAAAGGACUUAAAAUGCGACGUCGCCCAUUUCAAACUCAAGCAGAAGAAGAAAUUGAAGAUGAGGCGGCAGAAGCAGCAGAAUUGUGCAGGAUGCUAAUGGAUGAUGAAGAAGAUGAAAGGAAAAAGAAGAAAAAAGAGCGAGCUUUUGGGGAGCAAGUGGGACUGGCCUCAAAAUCGAUGUUUGGUCCUGAAAGCAGUGAACGAAUUAAGAAGAACUCCACAGUUGUUAAAAAAACCUCCCAGUCCGAGGGAUCCUUUGCAUUUAAGGAAAUUACUAAAAAUCAAAGAGAGAUCGAGAAUUUUUCUGCUAGAAGGAACCUAUCGGCAAAAGUAAAACCGAAGAGAAAGAAUGACAUCGAACAAAUGGGGUUACUGCAUAAAAAAGUUAGAAUAUUAGGGGAUGGAAUGAAGAUAAUCAAGGAAAAGAAAUCAGCAAGAGAGAGUUUUGUAUGUGGGGCUUGUGGCCAGCUUGGUCAUAUGAGGACCAACAAGAACUGCCCUAAGUACGGGGAAGAUUCAGAAACACGAGUCGAAAGAAUGGAUCCUGAUAUGGCCCUUGGGAAACCUAAACCUAAUUAUGUUGAUCAAGUCGAGCCAACCCCUCAGAAAAUUAUUCCUAGAAAGCUCGUACAGAAAAGUGCAACAAAAAUUGCUGUGGUAGAAGCACAGGAAGACGAUAGGCCUAGUGCAAAAGCAAAAGUUCUGAAGGUCAAAUGUGGGUCAACGGAUAAUCUUUCUGAUAAACUCACUCCUGUGGCCCCACAAAUUUCUGACAAACCAGUUAAAUCAGAUGCUGAAACAGGACAUAAUGCUGCUGUCAAAGUCAAUAAGAUAAUUUUUUCAAACAAGACGAAACCCGAAGAUUCUCAGGUUGAAUCACAUAAGCCCUCUAUAGUAAUAAGGCCACCAAUGGAGGGUGAGAGAGAACAGUCUCAUAAGAAAAUUAUUAUUAAAAAGCCAAAAGAGAUUAUUAAUGUGGAUGAAAUUAGCCAGGAAGGAAGUGUUGGCCAUGAAUACCGGAAAAUGAAGAAAAUUAUUGACUUGUCGAGUCUUGAUAAGCAUAGGGAGCUUGAAAGCCAACAUCUCUCGGAAGGGACGUCAAGGAUGAGAAGUGCAGAGGAUAUGCGACGGUGGGAAGAAGAAGAGAAAAGGAUAACUGCAGAAAGGCACAAAGAAGAAAGAGCCAGAAGGGCGUACGAGGAAAAAAUGACAAUGUUUGAAGAGAGAGAGAAGUUAGACGAGUUAAGAAGGUAUCAAGAAGCCAUAAGAAGAGAGCGAGAAGAAGAAGAAAGGCAGAAGGCAAAGUCAAAGAAAAAAAAGAAGAAAAAGCCUGAGAUAAGGGAUAAUUACGUAGAUGACCUUCCUCCUAGAAGAAAUGAUAGAAGAAUACCCGAAAGAGAGAGAAUGGGGUGGAGGCGGCCUGCUGUCGAGUCUGGAAGGUACACUUCUGAGAGUGCCCCACCUGCUAAGCGGCGACGAGGAGGGGAGGUUGGUUUGUCAAACAUAUUGGAAAGCAUUGUGGAAACUCUUAAAGACAGGAAAGAUCUUUCCUACCUCUUUCAAAAGCCAGUGUCGAAGAAGGAAGCUCCCGACUAUUUGGAUUUCGUUGAACACCCUAUGGAUUUGUCCACGAUGAGGGAUAAAGCAAGAAGGUUAAUCUACAAGAACCGUGAGGAGUUCAGGCAUGACAUGUAUCAGAUUGCGUACAACGCUCACCUGUACAAUGACCGGCGGAACCCAGGUAUUCCUCCCCUUGCAGAUCAACUGCUGGAGCUCUGUGACAACUUGUUAGAUGUUAAAGACGAAGAAUUAACAGAAGCUGAAGCUGGCAUCGAGUAUGUAGACAAUUAGGUAAAAUGUACUUCUGGUUACCAUCGAGCCCCAAGUUUGAGAGCUUUUCCCCUUCACCUUACUUGGUAUCCCAUGGGGUUGGUACUUAUUGGUUCCAAUCAAAGUUGUCCCUCGGCAGAUCAAGUUCUGGAAUGGCUACAUCAGUAUGGUGCAGACUUCACAAAAUCUGAAGCCAGCAUUGAAUAUGUAGACUAGACAAUUAGGUAAAAUUUAGGUUCUUCCGGACCCAUGAUAUUUUUGAUAGCGUUUUACCCUUUACUUAUUUGGGUUCCCAUGGGUUCGGUACUUAAAGAUUAAUGUGAAGAUCUCACUUUUACAGUAUAGCCAUCACAUAUUGUAGCAUAUUUGUAUACAUGCAAGUUCUGUAUUUAUGAGGCGACAAAAAUGUAAAGAAAUUUGUAUAUUGCACAAGAAUGAGUAAUGUUUUAGGAAAGAGGGUGAUGCUACA
This is a messenger RNA of Olea europaea var. sylvestris, 6100 nucleotides long. RefSeq names its product transcription initiation factor TFIID subunit 1. NCBI's taxonomy places the organism in Eukaryota, Viridiplantae, Streptophyta, Magnoliopsida, Lamiales, Oleaceae. The record is from RefSeq and is a predicted model, not a curated record. Gene Ontology annotation, biological process: RNA polymerase II preinitiation complex assembly; transcription by RNA polymerase II. The transcript has 19 exons. Gene Ontology annotation, cellular component: transcription factor TFIID complex. The coding region runs from base 1 to 5652 and encodes 1883 amino acids. Gene Ontology annotation, molecular function: TBP-class protein binding; RNA polymerase II general transcription initiation factor activity; histone acetyltransferase activity.